This is a messenger RNA of Aspergillus aculeatus ATCC 16872, 1197 nucleotides long. Its product is annotated as alpha/beta fold hydrolase. Gene Ontology annotation, molecular function: hydrolase activity. Bases 1 to 1197 code for a protein of 398 amino acids. The record is from RefSeq and is a predicted model, not a curated record. The transcript has 2 exons. Lineage: Eukaryota; Fungi; Ascomycota; Eurotiomycetes; Eurotiales; Aspergillaceae.
AUGACAACAUCGGUAUCACCACCAUCCCUCUCUCCCCUUCCAGUCCCUUCCGGCAUAACCUCCCGCUUCAUAACCACCCCCUCCCUAACAACCCACAUCCUCGAAGCCGGCCACCCACAAAACAACAACAACAAACAUGACCGUCCCCUAAUAAUCCUUCUCCACGGGUUCCCGGAAAUCGCCUUCUCCUGGCGGAAAGUCCUCCCCCGUCUCGCCGCCGCCGGCUACCAUGUCGUGGCCCCCGACCAGCGGGGCUUCGGCCGCACGUGCGGUUGGGACACCCGCCCCUACGCCAAGGCGGACCUGCACACGUUCACCGUCUCCGCCCUCGUCCGCGAUGUCGUCCUCCUCGUGUAUGCACUGGGGUACACCUCCGUCCACUGCGUGGUCGGGCACGAUUGCGGCGCCGUGACCGCCGCCAUGUGCGCCGUGGCCCGGCCGGAUCUCUUCCGUAGCGUUGUGCUGCUCAGCCAUCCCUUCAAUGGCAUGCCGGCGCCAGCGAGUGCUGUUGCUACCGACGGUCCCAAAUCCAACGCAGGAGACGACGUGCACUCUGCCCUACUGGAUCUGGGCCGCAAGCACUAUAAAUGGUACUACUCGACUCCGCCUGCCAGCGCCGAGAUGCUCUACCCUCCCGGAGCGGAAGGGCUUCAUGGCUUCCUGCGGGGCUACUUCCACCUCAAGAGUGGUCGCUGGAAAGGGAAUGAGCCACGCACCUUGACCGGCUGGACCGCCGACGAGCUCGCCAAGAUGCCGUACUACUAUGUCAUGCCAGCGGACGCGACGAUGCCUGAGGCGGUAGAGCUACACAUGCGCGAGGAGUCUGAGGAAGGGUUGCGGGCCUCUCGGGAGUGGCUGUCCGAUGAGGAUCUCGCGGUGUACGUGAGGGAAUACCAGCGGACAGGGUUCCAGGGGGCUUUGAACUGGUACCGGGUGCAAACAUCUAAAGGGAGGCAGUACACCUGGGACGCGGAGGUGUUCAUGGGGCGAAAGAUCGACAUUCCCUGCACGUUUGUGUCAGGCAAGCUCGAUUGGGGAAUCUACCAGCAGCCUGGCGCCUUGGAAAAGAUGGCAAAUGGAGAAGUGUGCAGUGACUUUCGCGAGAUGCGAUUGAUUGACGGGGUGGGACAUUGGGCGCCUCAGGAGAGUCCAGAGGAGGUAGUCCAGGCGAUUUGGAGCCUAGUCGGUAGUCUAUAA